AAAUAUGAAUUUUCAAAACAUAACCUUAAUUAUGUCAAUUUUUUAAAGAGACGAAAUUAAAUGAAAGUAUUUAUUCUAAUGAAUAUUCAUUACAAUUAAAUUUUCUUUUUUUUAUCAAACAAACUGAACAUGUCAGAAAUGCGAACAGUGCUCGUUGCUGGUGGAACUGGUUUCAUUGGAACACAUCUGUGUAAGUUCUUACGUAAAAAUGGAUAUGGAAUACAAAUUGUUUCAAGAAUGCCUAGUCCUAUGAGCAUAUCCUGGAACGAUCUCACAUCUAAAGGACUUCCAGAAAAAGUUCAUGCUGUAGUUAAUCUAUCGGGUCAAAAUGUCUUAGACAUGAAACAGAGAUGGACUCCUGGAUUCAAGCAAAAUGUGUAUAACUCUAGAAUAAAUACAAAUAAAGCUUUAGCAAAUGCUAUAAUGGAUGCUGAUCACAAGCCAAAAGUAUUUGUAACAAUUUCAGGUGUUGGAAUCUAUAAACCAGAUAUCAAAAGAGAAUAUAAUGAAUAUUCAGAUGUGGAAGGAUAUGACUUUUUGUCAAAAAUGUGUUUAGAUUGGGAAAAGGCAGCUCGUUUAGAAGAGAAUGCUUGUAGGCAAGUCAAUAUUAGAUCUGGUGUGGUUCUGGAAAGAAAUGGUGGAAUGAUUCAACAACUUUACACACCAUUCUUUUUUGGAUUAGGUGGUCCUGUCAUGCCUGGAUCGCAAUACUUACCAUGGAUACAUAUGAUGGACCUCUGUAGACUGUUCUUGUUCUGUAUUGAAAAUGAAAAAUUAAAUGGGACUCUCAAUGGAGUUGCUCCACAAAUUAUCACUAACUCAGACUUUUCUGAGGCCUUUGCCAAAGCAAUGAGGAGACCUAAUUUCUUCCCAGUACCAGAGAUGAUGCUUAAUAUCAUGUUGGGAAGAGAUAGAGCUAGUAUGCUAACUAAAGGACAAAAAGUAUUUCCGAAAAGAGUAUUAGAUAAGGGAUUCACUUAUAAAUUCCCAAAUAUAGAAGAUGCCUGUAAGGAAAUAGUUGCAAAACCUUCCAAUUGAUUUUCUAUAUAUUCAAAUGAAAAAUUAACAUUCAUAGUGGAAUGUUACCUACUGAUUGAAUGAAGCUAUGUGAUAAAAAGAUGAUUUGUUGUACUUAUUGAGAUUAAUUAAAAGAUUUUUGCAA
Harmonia axyridis is the source of this 1162-nucleotide messenger RNA. Its product is annotated as epimerase family protein SDR39U1. NCBI's taxonomy places the organism in Eukaryota, Metazoa, Arthropoda, Insecta, Coleoptera, Coccinellidae. The coding region runs from base 130 to 1038 and encodes 302 amino acids. The transcript is spliced from 4 exons. The record is from RefSeq and is a predicted model, not a curated record.